GCCGGGUGGGUUGCUGCGGGGCUUUCCCCGGCGUGGUUCUCCGAGUCAUGGCUCCAGACUCGGGGCCCUGCCCCGACGGACACUUUUUGAAGCUGCUGCCGGUGGAUCCCCGGGACCGGGGCACCCAGCGCUGCCGCCUGGGGCCGGCCGCCUUCCGCAGCUUGGGUGCGCGCCUGGGCUCGCCGCUGAGGAUCUCGUUGCCCGCCGGCGGCUGCUGUCUCUGCACGGCCUGGCCGCGGCGCGACGGGGCGGAUGGCUUUGUGCAGCUGGACCCGCAGUGCGCGAGCCCCGGGGCCCGGGCGGCCACGGGGAGGAUCGGUAUGGACUGCUUGCAACCUGUGCCCUGUCCGCCUCUGCGGCGCCUAGAGGUGUGGCCGGUGCUGCGGCCGCAGGCGGGAGCCCCGAGUUCCGCCGCGGUGCUGGAGGUCGUGCACGAGCUGCUGCGCAACCGGCCGGUGUCUCGGGGACACGUGCUGGCCACCCCGCCCGGUGUCCCCGGCCCUGUAGCGGCUCUGCACGUGAUGGGCGGGACACCGGACCCAGAGCCCGGUGGGUGGGUCACACCGCAUACCCGCAUCACGCUCAGCGACAAGCCUCCGCCACGGGUCGAGCCUCCCGGGGACGUGACCCUUGGGGGUCUGUCGGAGACCGCCGACUCCCUGACGGAGCUGCUCCGUCUGCCGCUGCGCUACCCGCUCGCCCUAGCCGCGCUGGGGCUGGCGGUGCCCCGCGGGGUGCUCCUGGCGGGCCCCCCGGGAGUGGGCAAGACCCAGUUAGUGCGGGCCGUGGCGCGCGAGACCGGCGCCGAGGUGCUGGCGGUGAGCGCCCCGGCGCUGCAGGGCUCCCGGCCCGGGGAGACGGAGGAGAACGUGCGGCGCAUCUUCCAGCGAGCCCAGGAGUUGGCCAGCCGCGGGCCCAGCCUCCUCUUCCUGGACGAAGUGGAUGCCCUGUGUCCCCGGAGAGGCGGCCCCCAGCGAGCUCCCGAGAGCCGCGUGGUGGCCCAGGUGUUGACGCUGUUGGAUGGCAUCCACCAGGACAGAGAGUUUGUGGUCGUGGGAGCCACCAACCGGCCAGACGAGUUAGACCCAGCGCUUCGCAGGCCGGGCAGGUUUGACCGAGAGGUUGUCAUUGGGACUCCCACCCUUAAACAAAGAGAGGCAAUUCUGCGAGUGAUUACCUCAAAGAUGCCCAUCUCCAGUCAUAUCGAUUUAGGUCUCCUGGCAGAAAUGACGGUUGGCUAUGUCGGUGCUGACCUGACAGCACUCUGUAGGGAGGCUGCUAUGUGUGCCCUUCUCAAGAAUGAGAAGGUAGGAAGUGUCCACCUGCCACCAGCUAUGAACCAAGACAGUCCUAAAAUUGAGGAAACAGAUUUUCUUGAAGCUUUUAAAAAGAUUCAGCCCUCAUCAUUUCGAAGUUCCAUUGGACUGAUGGACAUCAAGCCUGUUGGCUGGGAGCAGAUAGGUGGACUUGAAGACGUAAAGCUGAAGUUAAAGCAGUGUGUUGAGUGGCCUCUGAAGUUCCCGCAGGAGUUUGCUAGGAUGGGUCUGACACAGCCAAAGGGCCUUCUCCUGUACGGUCCCCCUGGAUGUGCUAAAACCACUCUGGUGAGGGCCCUGGCCACAGGCUGCCACUGCUCCUUUGUGUCGGUGUGCGGGGCCGAUCUCUUCUCUCCUUUUGUUGGAGACUCAGAAAAAGUCUUGUCUCAGGUAUUUCGACAAGCAAGAGCCAAUACUCCAGCGCUUGUGUUUCUGGAUGAAAUUGACUCAGUCCUGGGGUCUCGCUCAGUCGGCACCUUGGGAUGUGACGCUCGGGAGCGAGUUCUUUCAGUUCUGCUGAACGAACUCGAUGGUGUGGGAGUUAGGACGGUAGAGAGAAGAGGGAAUAAAGCAAGCCAACAGGAGUAUCAAGAAAUUCUUAGUCGGAGUGUCAUGAUUGUCGUGGCAACAAAUAGGCCUGAUGUGUUAGACGAUGCCUUGUUACGGCCCGGGAGAUUAGAUAAGAUCAUCUACGUCCCCCCUCCUGAUCAAGAGGGCAGGCUCUCUAUUUUAAAAGUCUGUACAAACAACAUGCCAGUAGGGCCUGAUGUUUCACUAGAAAACCUAGCAGCAGAAACCUGCUUUUUCUCUGGAGCUGAUCUUAGAAACCUCUGCAAAGAAGCUGCCUUGUUUGCUCUGCAAGAAAACGGACUGGAAGCAACCACAGUGAGACAGGAGCACUUCACAGAAGCGCUCAAGACCGUGAAGCCAUCCUUAACUCUGAAAGAGCUGACUUUCUACGAAAACUUAUUUAAGAAAGGACUUUCUAACUUGGAAGAUGAUUAAAUUUUAAUUUUAUUCAGAUUUUCAUAUGAAGCAGUUUGCGACUUCACACUUUCAUGAGAGGCAGGGAGGGAGAGGAAGAGGUGGGGAGGAGGAGAGAGGGAGGCACUGAAAGACUGAGAACUUGCCUGAUAAGGACCAUCUUCUAGAAGAGAUACUAAGACACCGUAAUAAAAAGCACGUGUGUGAUUUUGUUAGGAGAGUUAUUUCUGCCUGGCCGUCUAUGACUUUGAAGUGUAUCAUGCUCACCGGAGGCUGCAGGAGCAGAGCAGAGGACGUCUGUUCUAGCCUGGAUUCUGCACUCUAGCUUCUGUCACUUUUGGCGUUGCUCCUUCCUCCGAGCACCAUUUUCUGAACAGCUUGAGACUACAGUAGAGCCUUAAGUCACCU
Molecule: messenger RNA, 2708 nt
Organism: Mus pahari (shrew mouse)
Lineage: Eukaryota; Metazoa; Chordata; Mammalia; Rodentia; Muridae
Gene: Afg2b
Product: spermatogenesis associated 5 like 1
Exons: 8
Coding region: 48-2321 (757 amino acids)
Molecular function (GO): ATP hydrolysis activity; ATP binding
Source: RefSeq, a predicted model, not a curated record